Molecule: messenger RNA, 3406 nt
Organism: Polistes dominula (European paper wasp)
Lineage: Eukaryota; Metazoa; Arthropoda; Insecta; Hymenoptera; Vespidae
Product: DENN domain-containing protein 1A
Biological process (GO): endocytic recycling; endocytosis
Cellular component (GO): cytosol; intracellular membrane-bounded organelle
Molecular function (GO): phosphatidylinositol phosphate binding; guanyl-nucleotide exchange factor activity
Source: RefSeq, a predicted model, not a curated record
UUACUGAUGUUCUACUUGCGCUCGUUGAACUUUCAUUACAUAUAUUUUUAUAUAUACAGUAUAUAUUAAAAAAAUCUACAGAACACAGCUGUAGAAAACUCGUAGCAUAUUCCUUCUCUAUUGCAUCUUAAUACCAAGGAAGAAAAAAAUGAAAAGGAAUAUUAUAUUUUAUUGAAUUUUUAACAAUUAUUUAUAAAACAUUUUAAUAGUCGAAUAUUCUACGUGUUCGAAACAGGAUAUAUUUUAUGUACAUAUUAAUAUAUAUAUAUAUAUACAUACAGUUACAGUUUCAACGCUACUUAUGAUUAAUCAAAAAAGUAUCUGUGUAAAUAGUGACAAGCUGAUAGUGAACUGCAUUUGUGAUAGUGAUAAAAAGUUCACGUGAAUGGAAUUCAUUACUGUCAUGUAGUACAAUGACGUAUAAACGUCAGGAAUAUAUUAAGUACUUACUUUUUUUUGACUAUUAUCAUGGGAUCCAGAUUAAGGGAGGACGUUAAGCAGUUAUUUGAAUGUUUUUGUGAAAUUGCUGCACCGGUUAGCAACAAACAAGCUUGGAUUCUUCAAAAAUAUCCAAGUUCAUUUUCAGAUGAAGAAAUCUUGAAGUCAGUCCCUAAAUUUGCGUAUCCAUGUGAAAUAGAAAAUUUACUGGUGCAGCACUUCUCAUUUGUGCUUACUAGUAUAGAUUCAAAAUGGACCUUUGGUUUUUGUCGGCAUGAUCCAAAAACAGAGACCGCAUUAGUGGUCUUAAGUGCAUUGCCAUGGCAUGAAACAUUUUAUAAAUUAUUAAAUCAUAUUGCAUCUUUAACAAAUAAUGGAAGUGGAGAAGAUCUUUGUAAAUUUCUUGAAAAGGUACACAGCUGUGGUGUACCUAUACCUGGGAAUUCAAUAUCUAUACCAAUACCAAGUCUUAAUACUAAUUUUGUUUGCCAAAGUCCUAAACAAUUUCAAUUACCUAGUAUUCCAGAAAAUAGAAAUUUGACAGAAUAUUACAGUGCUGUAGAUGCUCAUAAUAUGAUGGUAGUAUUUGCGUCUAUGUUAUAUGAAAGACGUAUUAUUUUUACUUCCAAACGUUUAUCAAGGUUAAGUGCAUGUGUACAAGCAUGCAAUGCUUUAAUUUAUCCAAUGAUUUGGCAACACAUAUAUAUCCCAGUACUUCCAUUAUCUUUAAUGGAUUAUUUAUUAGCACCAAUGCCAUUUUUGAUAGGUGUACCUGCUCCAACACUUCAGAGAGUUCAUAAAAGUGAUUUAGGUGAGGUAGUAAUUUUAGAUGCCGAUAAUAACACCAUUGAGUCACCUUUUCAAGAUUUGGAAUCUUUACCUCAAGAUGUAGUAACAAAUUUAAAGAAAGCAUUGCGUAAUAGACCUGCCUUACUUGGGGAUGGAGUAUCUAGAGCAUUUUUACGAGCAUUAGUACAACUAACUGCAGGAUAUAGAGAAGCAUUAACGUUGCAACAAGGAGAGCGUAUCACGUUUGAUCAAAAUGCAUUUGUAGAAAGUAGACCAUCUUCCAUGCAACCUUUUCUACGAAAAAUGUUAGAACUUCAAAUAUUUCAACAAUUUAUAGAAGAGAGAUUAAAUAUGCUCAAUUCAGGACUUGGAUUCUCCGAUGAAUUUGAAAUGGAGGCAUGCAGUUAUUCAGUCAAAUCUAGCAAUAAAUUUAUGCAACAAUAUAGAGAAUGGACUUACACCAUGCGAAAAGAAAGCUCAGCAUUUUUCCGUAGCGUGAAAGAUAAAGCAAAUCCAGCAGUAAAAUAUGCAGUUAAAUCUGUCAAAGAUAGAGGGAAAGAUAUGAAAACUGCAUAUAAAGGAUUGAAGUGGAAAGGACGAUCAAAUAGAAGUGAAAAUAGUAUGAGAUUUCAUCAACCAAGAUCUGCGCCUAGUUCACCUACAUUAGACAGAAAUCCUAUUGGAUUUACAGCACCACCUAAAUCUCCCAAUGGAUUUACUGCUACAACUAGUUAUAGAAAAGAAUUACGUUUACGUAAUAGCAAUUUUACAGAUCCGAGAAAACAAUACUCACCAUUAAGUCCAAGUUCUCCUGAUGAAUCAGAACCACCACCAGAACGUAUAAAUAUUGAUCUUAUGCAUGAACUUCGAGAUGUAAUAUAUCCAAAUACACCACCUGUGGAUAGAACUUUGAAGCCAGUGCGAAGUUUAGACAGCUUGAGAUCUGCAUGGAGUGGGCAUUCACGACAUGGCCCUCUACCUCGUACAAUUGUCAGAAACACUCAUGAAAUAUCCCCUCCAAAAAUGACAUCAUCUUACAUCCAACCAACAUCCACCAAUAUUAAUGAUACAAUUGAUCAAUGUAAUUCUUCAAUCGAAGCAUUACAGAUAAAUAUGAAGAAACCUUUUAUUAAUGAUACAUUGUUUGUUGAUAAAUCAAAUAAAAUGACUUCUGAUGAAACUAAUUCAGAAGCAUGUCUCAUACAUAGUUCAUCCUCUGUACAUGGAUUAUCAAAACAAUCGAAUUUUUUACGUGAUUUGCAUACAUGUAACGAAUGGAUUACUCCUGCUAUUAUUAAUGUUCCUAAUUAUUUACAAAAUGACAUUAAACAGCCGCAACAAUUGCAAUCUAAAGUUAAUAAUAAAAUUGAUUAUACAAAUAUUUUUACAAAUAUCGAUUCGGCGUUGAAAAAACAAGAUGAUAAUAUAAGUGAUAAUUGUAUUUUAACUACUACUAAUUCAUUUCAAGAAACUGAGAAUGAUGAUGAUGAUGAUGAUCCUUUUGAUACAAGUAAAGUGUUUAUUCCAUCCUAUUUACAAAAACCAUUGUUUCAAUCCACAAAUCCAUCUUUAUCUAUUAAUUCUGACAUACCAAUCCAUCCUGUAAGUACUACUACAUCCUGUUCUGCACAAGCUAAGAGUUCACCAGAAGUGCCAGAUUUAAUCAGAUUAGAUUCUACGAAUAGCAACGAUGAUUUUGAUCCAUUACUCUCUAGAUCUACAGUAUUUUCAAAUACAAAACAAAUGACACAAUCAUUGCAUAUUCCAGAAAUGGGUGAAGGUCUUAGUAAUCCUUUAUAUCCAUAUUUUCAACCUUUACACAGUGGAAAAGAUGUACAACAUUCGCAUAAACCUUCUGAUAGUGUUGGUGAUUUGGAUCUAUUACAAGCAUAUGGUUUAGAUUUUGAUAAAUUUAGUGUAACUAAUGGUGGUGGUGGUGGUGCAUCGCCAACAAAAAGUUCUUCAGUAGUAUCUACACAAAAUGCACCUGGAAACAGUAUUAAAAAUAUGGAUAAUGCUUUUAGCUUAUCGCUCGGCACAUCUACACCAGUUAAAUCACAAAAUAAUUGGACAAAAUUUGAAUAGAUAAUAAACAUUAGAAUUCGCAUAUCAUAAUUGUAUAUAUUCUAUAAAUAUAUAUAUAUAUAUCUGUUUUUGUUAUUUAUCGCUAUAUAUAUAU